Saccostrea cuccullata (small rock oyster) is the source of this 2270-nucleotide messenger RNA. RefSeq names its product acetylcholine receptor subunit alpha-like. Gene Ontology annotation, cellular component: synapse; plasma membrane; neuron projection. Gene Ontology annotation, molecular function: acetylcholine-gated monoatomic cation-selective channel activity; transmembrane signaling receptor activity. NCBI's taxonomy places the organism in Eukaryota, Metazoa, Mollusca, Bivalvia, Ostreida, Ostreidae. The transcript is spliced from 5 exons. The record is from RefSeq and is a predicted model, not a curated record. Bases 438 to 1946 code for a protein of 502 amino acids. Gene Ontology annotation, biological process: chemical synaptic transmission; monoatomic ion transmembrane transport; signal transduction.
ACACGAACAGCAAACGUCAGAGAGAAUCGAUGUUUUACUUCUGACACAGGAAGACAGACGGAAUGCCUAACACUUCAACACCGCGCCUAUCUGAAGGUGAAGAAAGCAUUUAACGCUAAAUCAUAUUCUAUCUGUAUUCUUAAUGAUACUGGCCGUGUAACGAGUAACGCGCAAACUUCUGACCUUAUAUUGGAAAGUCAAAAGUUUCUACACAGGUCCGGACGCGCUGUAUUUUAGCUCAUUGGAUAAAUCAAAAUGAAGUUUAAGAACUCUAGAUAAAUAAAUAUUUAAUUCGUCGGUUCAUUAAAUGACAAUAGGAUUAAGAUUGACUUGGAUUGGCUUUAGAUGACAGUUGUGUCUCUGGGGAGCCAUUGGUCGAUUACACAGAUCGAGUCAUUGUCGGCCAUGUACAGCCGUGUCCUCCAGUGUAUCAGGGAAUGGAUUUAAUGGCGGUCCUUGUUUCUGGGAUAAUAGUCAGUCUUCUGGGAUUUGUAACAAGCAGACAUGAACCCGCGGAGAAAAAGCUUCACGAGCACCUGCUGGGUAAAAAGUACAGCAAGCUGAUACGACCUACAGGAAACAACUCUGUCCAACUCACUGUCAAACUAGGCAUGCGCCUGUCACAGCUACUGGAUGUGGAUGAAAAAAAUCAGAUAAUGACCACCAGCGUUUGGCUCAGGCAGGAAUGGUUAGACCUGAGACUGAGGUGGGAUCCUCAAUCUUACGGAGGGAUAUCCAUGACGCACAUUCCCUCGGACUCUCUGUGGCGCCCAGACAUUAUCAUCUACAACAAUGCUGAUGGUGACUUCGUGGUAACUUUACAGACCAAAGCAACGGUGUACCAUACCGGUAAAAUCAUAUGGGAGCCUCCCGUGAUCUAUAAGACAUACUGUCCUAUUGACGUGGAGUACUUUCCAUUUGACAUGCAGGAGUGUUUCAUGAAAUUCGGGUCCUGGACAUAUGAUGGACAUGAAGUGGACCUCCAACAUCUCUGUGACUCUCAGGCCGUGUUCUAUGAGGACACAAAAGAGAAAGUAAUAGACCGAGGUAUUGACCUCAAGGACUUCUACCAGAACGUAGAGUGGGACAUUAUCAAUGUGACAGCUCGCCGUAAGGAAAAGUUUUACCCCUGCUGUCCUGAGCCUUAUCCAGAUAUCACAUUCAACAUCACACUUCGCCGCCGGACCUUGUUCUACUCCUUGAAUCUGAUCAUGCCUUGUUUAUCCAUUUCAUGCCUGACUGUGUUGGUAUUCUACCUGCCAUCUGACAGUGGGGAGAAGAUCACCCUCUCCAUCUCCAUACUUCUGGCUCUCACUGUGUUCUUCCUGCUUCUCUCAGACAUAAAUCCUCCCACUUCCUUUGUUAUACCACUGAUUGGGAAGUACCUGUUGUUUACAAUGAUAGUUGUGACAAUGUCAAUCUUUCUUGCAGUCUACACUUUAGGGAUACACUUUAGAAAACCAUCAACUCAUAGUAUGAACCCAUGGGUAAAGAGAGUGUUCACAGAAAUUCUUCCUCGAAUACUGUUAAUGAAGAGACCAGAUUUGCACAGGAAGCCAAAAGUAAAUAAGCGCACUCCUAAUGGAAUAGAACUCAAACAAACAGCAGAAAAGAGCAACUCAAGCGACAGUUUGCUCAACUCCCCUGAUGGAUUGCGCUGCAGGCACUUUUCUGGAGGGUCAGAAGAAAUGAGGAGGUACCCUUUGGAAGUCAGGGAAGCCCUGUCUGGAGUUAAAUUUGUGGCUGACCAUAUGAGGAGCACAGAUGAGGAUAACAUGGAAGAAAGGGACUGGAAGUAUGUUGCCAUGGUGAUGGAUAGGCUAUUUUUAUACAUUUUCACAACAGCAUGUAUUUGUGGAACCCUGAGCAUUUUCCUGUAUGCUCCAUCUCUCUACGAUCCAAGGGAACCUCUAAAAACGGACGAAGUCACAGACUGUACAUACUGAAAAGUGUCUACAUCUCAAUUAAUCAAAGACUGUCCUUAUUCUUAUAUCUUAAAUAGUCAGAGUAACUGACAGUCCUUAUUCUUAUUGAAAAAUUUCUACAUCUCGAAAAGUCAGACUAUUGUAAAGUGUCUACAAGUCUUAAAUAAGUGUCUUAAAUAGUCAGAUUAACAGACUGUGUUUGAUGAAAUGUGUCUUAAAUUGAAUUUUCUAAAAAAGGUCAAUGUCACAUCUGAGGUCACGGGAGACCAGACAUUAAGAUGUCAAUGUCUCAAAUAGGACACAUUCAAAGAUUACUCACCAUAUCAAUGUUCUAUAUUGUCACUU